Messenger RNA from Verticillium dahliae VdLs.17, 1752 nucleotides. RefSeq names its product RING finger protein. Lineage: Eukaryota; Fungi; Ascomycota; Sordariomycetes; Glomerellales; Plectosphaerellaceae. Gene Ontology annotation, molecular function: protein binding; ubiquitin protein ligase activity. Gene Ontology annotation, biological process: protein ubiquitination; mitotic spindle assembly checkpoint signaling; ubiquitin-dependent protein catabolic process. The coding region runs from base 1 to 1752 and encodes 583 amino acids. The record is from RefSeq and is a predicted model, not a curated record. The transcript has 3 exons. Gene Ontology annotation, cellular component: ubiquitin ligase complex; cytosol; cell division site.
AUGUUUACCCAACCAGUCGCCUCACCACCGCCUUCCAUGGGCCCAGGCUCGUCCGCGUCGACCAGCAACCCCUCGUCUACAAGCCGCACGAGUCGUCUCCGGGGCCUCAGCUAUUUGCGCAAUUACACCCACAACCAUAUUCUCUCUAGAGAACACAGUGCCGCCAACAGCCAACCUGCCUCCCUCUCUUCCACCCCGCCCAGUCAGCAGCCCGCCAUCCAGGCUCGUCGAAACACUCUCACGCGCUCUGUCAGCUAUUCGUCCGCUCCAUCCACACCUUCGGCCAUCGAUGCAACAUCCAACCCUUUAUCCCUCGUUGCCUCGCACCAGGAACCUAUAACUGCUCCCAGAACCAAGCCACCGACCCCGCCUCCAGCAACGAUCCCCGAGCAGGCAGCUGCAGAGUCUUCCUCAGACGCCCAAGCAUCCCCAAGCGCCAACGGCAACGAGGUAGACAUGGAGGAGCCGAUGCCGGAGCCCAGGACGACGAGGCUGAGGUCUUCGACUACGGGCGACGUCGCCGCCAUGGCGGCUGCUGUUGCCAACGUCGCUGCCAGCACCUCGACCCACGAUGCCUUGCCGUCCAUCCGGUUCUCUGCUUACUUCGACCCCCGCGCCACGCGGCCCAGCUUGUCGUUCUCGCCCGUGGCCCGAACACUGCCUUCUGGAGGCGAGACCAUUCGCGUUGGGCGAUACUCGGAGCGAGAGAACCAGCCGGCCGUCCCCCACAACGUCCCGUCAGCCGCACCCGUGGGUUUCAAGAGCAAGGUUGUCAGUCGACGUCAUUGUGAAUUUUGGUACGACCAGGGUAAGUGGUACAUCAAAGAUGUCAAGUCUUCAUCUGGUACCUUUCUCAACCACAUCCGCCUGAGUCCCCCCGGCACAGAGUCAAAGCCGUUCCCUAUCAACGACGGCGACAUUGUGCAGCUCGGUAUCGAUUUCAAGGGCGGCGAAGAAAUGAUCUUUCGCUGCGUCAAGAUGCGGUUGGAGUUGAACCGAGGCUGGCAGAACAAGCCCAAUGCAUUCAAUGUCCAAAAUCACAAGCGUCUGCGCAACUUGACGUCCUCUGCCAACUCGACAAACUCGACGCAAGACUGCUCGAUUUGCCUCAACUCCAUUGCCCCCUGCCAGAGCCUCUUCGUCGCGCCGUGUUCGCACACAUGGCACUACAAGUGCAUCCGCGCUCUGCUCAACACUCCACAGUAUCCCACAUUUGUCUGUCCAAACUGCCGUAUGGCCGCGGAUUUGGAAGCCGACAUCGAGGAUCCAGACGAAGACUGGGACGUCGAGGCCGAGGAGUCGGAGAAGAAAGAAGACGACGGGUCUGGUGCUGACGCCAAGAUGCCCGCUUCGGAUCCCUCGCAAGAUGUGCAGGAGGCGAGACCUGCAGGCCGGGCCAGCAGCGACGGCGACGAGCCUGUGGACGUGACUGGACGUCAGGAGGAACGCGCGACCCGCAACACAGCUGCCGACCGAAGCACGCUGAUUCCGAGCUCUGUAUCGCAGCCCAUGACAAUACGAUCGCCAUCAGGGCCUCUGCAUCUCACAAAUGGUUUGUCACGCGAUAGGACGCCGUCGCCGCCGGGACAGCCCCACCUGAAUGGCCACGAAGGCCCCAUCACGCCAAGAAAUGACGCGGGGCCAUGGGUGUUUGACGGCAGCGCCGCCGGCAGCCGAAACGCGUCAAUGUCUGAGGAGGCAGGCGGUAUGCGCUCACUAGAUGCUGCCACGGAGAUGGAUGUCGACAGAUAG